Lachancea nothofagi CBS 11611 is the source of this 1791-nucleotide messenger RNA. The record is from the annotation of a GenBank genome assembly. NCBI's taxonomy places the organism in Eukaryota, Fungi, Ascomycota, Saccharomycetes, Saccharomycetales, Saccharomycetaceae.
AUGAGUCAACAACGAGUUUACGGUGUAACAGGCCCGAUUUCUACAGCAGGACCUACAGCAGCAGAAAAUCAACUUAAUGACGCACUAAUUCAGGAGCUUAAGAAGCAGAAAUCUUUCGAGUCUGAAGACGACACGAGGAAGAGAGUGGACGUCUUGAAAAUUCUGCAAGACCUGGCACAGGACUUCGUGUUCCAAGUUUCUAAAAAACGUAACAUGUCAGAUGGCAUGGCCAAAGACGCCGGUGGGAAAAUCUUCACAUAUGGUUCCUACAGGCUGGGUGUUCAUGGGCCUGGUAGUGAUAUUGAUACGUUGGUUGUUGUCCCGAAGCACGUCACUAGGGAAGACUUCUUUACCGUCUUCGACCAAAUUUUGAGAACCAGAUCAGAGCUGGACGAAAUCGCACCAGUUCCAGACGCGUUUGUGCCCAUUAUAAAGAUCAAAUUCAGUGGUAUUUCUAUCGAUUUGAUUUGUGCGCGGUUAGAUAUUGCUCAAGUUCCCGCAAACUUGACUCUCUCGGACAAAAACUUGCUGAGAAAUCUUGACGAAAAGGACCUGAGGGCCUUGAAUGGUACGAGAGUUACGGAUGAAAUUUUGCAACUCGUUCCUAAACCAACGUCAUUCAAGAUCGCUCUUAGGGCCAUCAAGCUAUGGGCCCAAAGAAGAGCAGUCUACGCCAAUAUAUUUGGUUUUCCUGGUGGGGUGGCCUGGGCUAUGCUGGUUGCAAGAAUAUGUCAGCUUUACCCAAAUGCAUGCAGCGCUGUGAUUGUAACCCGUUUUUUUCAUAUUCUCACCAAAUGGAAUUGGCCUCAGCCAGUCCUGCUGAAACCUAUUGAAGAUGGGCCUUUACAGGUGCGCGUAUGGAAUCCAAGAAUAUAUGCACAAGAUAGGUCGCAUAGAAUGCCUGUCAUCACACCCGCCUAUCCCUCAAUGUGCGCUACACAUAAUAUCAGCGAGUCUACCAAAAAAGUAAUAUUAGGAGAGCUUGAAAGAGGAGCUCUUGUAUCGAAUGAGAUAUUCACUGGCAAAAAAUCAUGGAGCGAUUUGUUUAAGAAACAUGAUUUUUUCUUUCACUACAAGUUUUAUCUUACUGUCAUGGCGUCCACUACAGGUUCAGAUGAACAACAUCUGAAAUGGAGCGGCCUAGUAGAAAGCAAAUUAAGACUUUUGGUGCAAAAAUUGGAAAUCUUAAGCGGCAUAAAUUUAGCCCAUCCUUUCACUAAACCUUUCGAAUCUUCUUAUGUCUAUGACAACGAAGCACAAUGCAAGGACAUCAUCGACAAUUAUGGAACUUACAAAACUCAAAACGUGCUAGAACAAUACACCGAAGUUACUGACGAAAACAAAAAUGCUGAGGAUAUUAAAGACAAGAAACAGGUUCACAUCACGACAAUGUACAUUGGGUUGGAUGUUGCUGUCGAUGGGAAAAAACAAGUCGACAUACACGUUCCGUGCUCUGACUUCUUUAAUUUAUGCCGCUCAUUUAGCGAAUACGAUGACACUGAGAUGUUUUCGCUAAUGAUCAAGUAUGUUAAACUUUACGAUUUGCCAAGCACUGUGUAUGAAGAAGGGGAAGAAAGGCCAAUCAAACAUAGCAAAAGGAAAAAGCAGGAUAGAGAAGGAAAGAAAACAAAACGGCCUAAGUCCAGUUCCCAGAAAUCUGAAGAGUUGGCCACCCCUAUCAGCGGCUCUAACGGCAAAAGCUCAUCUCUUGACCAGAAUGUAGCUAGUCCGACAGUUCCUGCUAUGCCGUCGACACCUGCUGUCAACCAUGCCAACGCUUCUGUAAACUAG